AUGGCGAUGAGCGUUGCUCUCCAGCGUAAAAGCGUGGCCCGGGACCUGUACUGCCGUCCACCUCGAGACCUUCAUGGUGUUGGCGCUUUUGGCUUGUGGCGCAUCCUCAAGAGCGCGUACGGCUUGGCGGAGGUCCCCUUUGCGCCAGCUACCUUUGUGAAGGUCAAGAAGCGCGGCGGCAAGCAGACUACAGUGGCCAUCCUCUGCCUCCACGUAGACGACGGCUUCUUGGCGGUGGAGGACGGCGAGGAGGCCAAGGAGACCCAGAAGGCCAUCGACGAGCGCUUCUCCAUCAAGGAGUGGAUCGUGAUUGGAGAGAAGCCGGUGGCCUACCUGGGCAUGAAGAUCUCCCUGCAGGGCGACACCUUCCUGAACGACAUGACCGACUACGUCUUCGAGCUCAAGGAGGCUGUCCUUCGUGACCGUGGUUCCCAGAACCUCGAUGCAGCAGGCCUCAAGGAGUUUCGCCGGUUGAUCGCUCAACUUCGUUGGCCGGUGCACCUUGUGGUCCCCGAGCUCCUCUGCCAGGUGAGUCUGCUCGCUCAACGAGUUGGGCAGGCAACGUGGAGCGACCUGGCUGAGGCGAACAAGCUUCUGAAGGCUUUGAAGUCUACUGCUACUGAGGGCAAGGCCAAGCUCAGAGUCCGUCGUUUGGCAGGCAACCCCGAGCUUGUUACUUACUUCGACGCGGCCCUCGGCAGCAGCAACAGCCUCGCAGCACAACGUGGAGAAGCACACUUCUUGGUGGACCCCAGCGUCCUGACUUCCCAAGGAAAAGGAAACUUGCUGGAGUUCCACAGCAACAAGAUCAGCAGGGUCGUUCGGAGCAGUAUGGCUGCUGAAUGCUGCUCUAUGUCGUCAAGCGCCGACCGCCUCGUCUACAACAUGAAGCUUUGGGACGCCCUCUACGACGGCGCCGUGACAACCUCUUCGACGUGGCAGCAGGAGAUUCGAGCCCGAGGACACCUCGUCACUGAUGCGCGCAGCCUCUACGACCACGUCCAUGGCUCGAACCAGUUGGCAGCAGAACGUCAGACCUCGCUGGACAUACUGGGAAUACGCCAGAUGGUUCAGGAGGGCUUGGUGUCUCUCCAUUGGGUUCCAACGUGGCGACAGUACGGUGACUGUUUGACUAAACCCAUGGAGGACCUCCUCUACGUUCGCUUCAAGAACGACGGCUGCCUCAACGUGAAGCAAAGCCCUGCUGAUGCUAAAGAGGAAGAGAGAAGGUUUUUCCUUAGGAAGGCGCAACGAGAGCGCCGAAAGCUUCGCAUGCAUACCACGCGUGACAAGUCAACAUUUUUCUGUUUCGAUGUGAAGAACACUGCAUGUGGGCAUGUGCUUUGA
Messenger RNA from Symbiodinium necroappetens, 1347 nucleotides. Lineage: Eukaryota; Dinophyceae; Suessiales; Symbiodiniaceae. The record is from the annotation of a GenBank genome assembly.